This is a messenger RNA of Eubalaena glacialis (North Atlantic right whale), 2139 nucleotides long. RefSeq names its product PDZ and LIM domain 2 (gene PDLIM2). Lineage: Eukaryota; Metazoa; Chordata; Mammalia; Artiodactyla; Balaenidae. Gene Ontology annotation, biological process: heart development; actin cytoskeleton organization; muscle structure development. Gene Ontology annotation, cellular component: adherens junction; filamentous actin; stress fiber. The record is from RefSeq and is a predicted model, not a curated record. Gene Ontology annotation, molecular function: muscle alpha-actinin binding; actin binding.
CCUGACCUCGGGAGGAUGGGGACACCCAGGGGAGGAUGGCCGCAGCCUCUAGGGGGCUCUCGGGAGAGUAGCCCCGGGCCCCCAGGGGGCGCGGGCCAGGUGGCAGCGCCGGGGCUGAGCUGCGCGGAGGAGGCGGCCUCCCUGGCCAGGGGCGGCGGCAGGGGCGGCCCUGGGAUCACAUGGGCGGAGGCAGGUCCCGGAGUCCCGGGCGGGCUCUCCCCAGAGUCGGGCAGACGGCUGCGGCGGGAACGGCGGCGUCUUUCGCCUCCCUCCUUCCCUUCCCUUCGUUCCCCGGCCCGGCCGCCCAGCCCGACAGGUGAGCGGGAGCCAGGUGAGCGCGCCCACCUGCGUGCGGUCCGCACGGCCGGCGACCUCCCCGGCCCCGGCGCCCUCGCAGCUCUGCGCGCCCGCGGCCGGCUCGGCGGCCGGACCUCUCCUCCGCGCACGGCCGCUCCCCGCAGCCUCGUCUGCGGUCGGCGCCCCCCGCGAGCUGGGCUUUCCCGUCCCGGGUGCUCCUCCUCCAGCCCCCAGCGUGCGCGGGUACUUUGGUCUCGGAGCUCAGAAGGAGCCAGAAGUGGGCGAGCCGGGCCGACGGUCUGGGCACCUCCCUGCGGCCCCCUAGCGGAGUCCACUGGCCGGCUCAAAGGUAUGGCGCUGACGGUGGACGUGGUGGGACCCGCACCCUGGGGCUUCCGCAUCUCGGGCGGCAGGGAUUUCCACACGCCUAUCAUGGUGACCAGGGUAACUGAGCAGGGCAAGGCCGAAGCUGCUGACCUCCGGCCUGGUGACAUUAUUGUGGCCAUCAAUGGUGAGAGCGCGAAGAGCAUGCUGCAUGCCGAGGCCCAGAGCAAGAUCCGCCAGAGCCCCUCACCCCUGAGGCUGCAGCUGGACCGGCCUCAGGCUGCCUCUCCUGGGCAGACCAACGGGGAAAGCUCCCCCGAAGUGCUGGCCGCUCGCUUCCAGGGCUCCAGGAGGACACACACCGACAGCCAGUCCUCCCUGCGGUCUUCCUGCUCCAGCCAGGCCUCCCUCAGUCCCCGGCCAGGCAGCCCCUUCUCCACCCUGCCCGCCGCCAGCCCCCAGGCCCCCGCGGGAGAGGUGGUGACCAGCCACAGUUUCCAGAGCCUGGCGUACUCCCCGGAACCCACUACUGCUGACCACUUGUCCUACAGGGGCCGCCCCGGAAGCCGACAGGCCGGCCUGGGCCCCGCUGGCGACUCGGCUGUGCUGGUGCUGCCGCCACCGCCUUCCCCAGGUCCCCGUUCCUCCAGCCCUAGGCUCAGGUACCACGUGGCCUCGGAAGGGGAAAGCCACCUCCUGAGAGAGGACUCAGAAGUCUUCAAGAUGCUGCAGGAAAAUCGCGAGGCACGGGUGGCCCCCCGGCAGUCCAGCUCUUUUCGGCUCUUGCAGGAAGCCCUGGAGGCUGAGGAGAGAGGUGGCACACCUGCCUUCCUGCCCAGCUCGCUGAGCCCCCAGUCCUCCCGGCCCACUUCCAGGGCCCUGGCCACCCCACCCAAGCUCCACACGUGUGAGAAGUGCAGCACCAGCAUCGCGAACCAGGCCGUGCGUAUCCAGGAGGGGCGCUACCGCCAUCCGGGCUGCUACGCCUGCGCCGACUGCGGGCUGAACCUGAAGAUGCGAGGGCACUUCUGGGUGGGGGACGAGCUGUACUGCGAGAAGCACGCCCGCCAGCGCUACUCCGCACCGCGCACCGUCAACUCCCAGGCCUGAGCGCCCGGCUGCGCUCUCAGACCGCCCUCCACUCUGCGGGCACCUCCGCACCGGGGCCGCGCCAAUAUCAAGUUGGCCUGGAAAGGCGAUGGGGGCUGGUGAGGCGCCUUCCUCCUCGCUGAGUGAGGCCAGAGGCCGGGACCUGCCUGUGCUGCGGGUGAGGGCAGCCUCACCUUCCCAGGUCUCUGCUGGAUACUCUCGCGUCCCCUUGCUGGACAGGCUCUGCAUCAAAGUGCGAAGUGGGUGCUGCCUUGGACACCUUUGUGUACCAGGGGUUAAGCAGGCUGGGACAUGGAGAUAAGUAUCUGGAAGGAGAGGGCUGGGCCAGAGGCUACAGGUAUUGACUGUGUAAAGUUUUCAACAUACGAGCUCUAUAAAUAUAUACUGUACAUGGACAAAAUAAAGUAA